AUGCGACUGCUUUGGCGUCUGCUGCUGGCAGCGGCCGUCGUCGCCGCCGCACAAAAUGACUCGACGCUGACACUGCCACCGACGUCGACGCCACUCGUCACGUCGUCGCCCACGACCGAGCUACCGACGGCGGCACCGACGCCGGCGCCGACACCCGCACCGACGCCUGCGCCCACAGUGACACCGCUACCAACGACCGUGACAAUGCCGCCACUGCCAACGACCGCGCCGCCGACACCACCCACACCGCCACCAGUGACUACACGACCACCGCGCACACCGGUGCCCACCGAGGUGCCAACGGAAGCGCCCACCGUGGUGCCAACGGAAGCACCCACCGAAGCGCCAUCCACCGAAGCGCCGACACCCGAGCCAACGACCAAGGAUGCUGUCCCCACAAUGACGUUGUCGCCAACGACCGAGGUACCGUUGACGACAUCGCCGCCAACGGCGACACCAGCGCCCAAGGACGUUCUACCCAGCGUCGCGCCGAUCAAAGAAGAGGCGAGCACCGUCCGCCCGUCGACCACCGUGACGCCGCUGUCCAAGACGUCGGCGGCGACACCGGACAGUGCUUCGUCGCUGCCGCUCAUUUUAGGGCUCACGGGCGGCGUCGCGGUCGUCGGUAUUCUCGUCGCCGUCUUCAUUUACCGUCGGUCCAACAAGGAGCGCGAGUCGUCGGCGGCGUUCAAAGCGCCGGAUAACGGCGAGCCGUACGGCGGUGGCGUCUCGCCCAGCAUGCACCGGACGCACAACAGCUCGAUCCACAACACGACCUUUCUGGGCAGCAAUGCGCCGUUUCCGCGACGCGCGCCGUCGUCCAACCAGACACCAGUCCAUGCGCUCACGUCGUCGCCGAUGCGGAGCAACCAAGCGCUCUGGGACGUGCUCUUGGGCCGCGACACGAUCACGAGCAACCAGUCGCCCAACGUGCCCGUCCAGUUUGGUGGGUCGUCCAUCGCGAGCUCGUCCGUCGGGCCUGGCACGUAUUCGGAGAGCCACUUGAGCAGCUUUGACUCGUCGCGCGGCCCGAGCAGCCACGCGAUCUCCGAGUGCUCGGACAUUUACCCGAGCUCAGGCUCGCUCUUCCGCAUGUCGUCGCUGCAUGCGGGCAGCGAGUCGAGUGAGGACAUGAUCGAAAUGGAGUUGUAG
This is a messenger RNA of Saprolegnia diclina VS20, 1152 nucleotides long. RefSeq lists its product as hypothetical. Bases 1 to 1152 code for a protein of 383 amino acids. Lineage: Eukaryota; Oomycota; Saprolegniomycetes; Saprolegniales; Saprolegniaceae. The record is from RefSeq and is a predicted model, not a curated record. The transcript has a single exon.